CCCAACUUAACUCGCCUUCGCUUUCAUUCUUUUUUAAAUUGUUUGGGAUAGAAGUCUUAGUAAAUAGAUUGGCAAUCUGUUCAUAAAAGUCCAAUCAAACAAAGUUACCAAUCAAAACAACAACAAUUUGCUUACCAAAGACAAAUCACUGUCAUUUGAAGCAAGGUCCAUAAAAACCAUGUUUUAUGCUACAAACCCUUUAUCUGACAUCAUUGAGAAAUGGCAAACUUGUGAUUCAAAUAUCGACAAUUUUGUGUAAAGUUUAAGAUGGAAUCAAGAGGAACAAGAAAUCUGUCUUACUAUCAGCAAAUUAUUAUCGUGGUUCAAAAGGAACUUGCUCAGUUCUUCAUUAAAGAAUGGAACACUCGCUACAAAUCAAUACAUGGAGAAUGGGAUGAUACCAAAAAUAGUGGCAAAAAAUUUUGCACUUUAGAAUCGGGUAGGAAGUUGAAUAAAAAACUACGAUUAAAAUAUCAGGAUGGAGAAACCAGUAAGUGGGACUGCACAACAUUAUUUAAUGCAAUACUUUAUUCAAAUUCAAUUGGAAAGCAUCUUGACAAAAGAACAAAGAAUGCUGUUCAUGCACUUCGUUGUGAAAGAAACAAGUACGCACAUUGGUAUGAAAGGGAAUGCUCAGAUGAUGAUUUUGAUGAUAUAGUCAGUAUCAUUGAAAAAUCAUUUAAAUAUUUAAAUUUUUCUCUCGAUGAAAUCAAUAAAAUAAAAAAUCAUCGUAACAGUUUUAAUUCGUUCCAAGUGCUUCCUUCAAAACCCAAUCAUUUUAUCGUUGAACGCACUGAAUUACACGAUAAAAUCAUAAACGAUCUUGAAAAAUUAAGGAAUGAUAACAAUAACGAACUGACAUAUUUCUACAUCACUGGUAAUCCUGGCAGUGGUAAAUCUCAACUGGCGAGACAGGUUUGUGAAAAAAUAUCGUGUGAUUGGAAAAAUAGAACUUCGUUUGUAAUGACUCUCGAUGGAAAAAAUGAGGACUCCCUUUUGAAAACUUACCGUGUACUUGGAUACCGUUUAAACUGUGACAAGGAUAUGAUUAAAAAAUUUGAUGAUGAAAAUUGUUCCAUCACAGACAAAGUGAAGAAUUUGCGAUGGUUAGUAUCCACACGAUUAAAAUUCUGGAAAAAUUGGUUGAUCAUUGUAGACAACGUGGAACAGCUCAGCAAAAUUUCUUCGUUACUUCCCCAAGUAGGUGAUCCCAUGUGGAUAAAUGGACAAAUCAUGGUAACUAUCCAGAACACAGAUGCCGUACCUCAAGACGAUGAGUUUAACAAACAUGUUUCCAUAAAAAGUGGAAUGAAUGAUAGGGAAUGUUUUGAACUAUUGAAGCAUUACACUAUUGAACAUGCUGAUGAUAAAUUGUUGAAUGAAGUAUCGCACGCAUUAGAUCGUCAACCGCUGGCUUUGGCUAAUGCUGGUUGUUAUUUCAGUCGUUUAAACAAAGCAAACUGCCCAUUUACUUGGAGACAAUAUUUAAAGAAAUUAUCUUCAGAAGAACAAGAAAACAUGGACACCAGUUUUGUUAAAUUAAACUCGGUAUAUCCUAGAAGUAUGUUACAAGUUUCACUUUUAGCUGUCAGACAAAAUGCUGAUAAUUCCUCAAUUUUGGCAAUUGUUAUUAACUUUUUUUCCGUGAUAUCAAAAUAA
This is a messenger RNA of Xenia sp. Carnegie-2017, 1659 nucleotides long. RefSeq lists its product as uncharacterized. Lineage: Eukaryota; Metazoa; Cnidaria; Anthozoa; Malacalcyonacea; Xeniidae. The record is from RefSeq and is a predicted model, not a curated record. Gene Ontology annotation, molecular function: ADP binding. The coding region runs from base 268 to 1659 and encodes 463 amino acids. The transcript is spliced from 5 exons.